Molecule: messenger RNA, 1252 nt
Organism: Nicotiana tabacum (common tobacco)
Lineage: Eukaryota; Viridiplantae; Streptophyta; Magnoliopsida; Solanales; Solanaceae
Product: polygalacturonase-like
Biological process (GO): carbohydrate metabolic process
Molecular function (GO): polygalacturonase activity
Source: RefSeq, a predicted model, not a curated record
AUCAUCUCAACUCUAAUAAUAUUCUCUGUUUUAGUCUUUAAUCACUUCAUAUCUCAUCAAAAAUAUGAAAAUGGAGAACCCCAUUUUUUCUCUUCUUCUUAUUUCACUUCUCUCCAUUUUCUUCACUAAAACCAUAGCUGAUAUUGUGACAUUGAAUGUUCUAAAUUUUGGUGCAAAACCAGAUGGAAAAACUGACUCAACAAAUGCUUUUUUAACUGCUUGGGCAGCAGCUUGUGACUCUUCAAAACCAGCCACCAUAUUUGUCCCACAAGGAAAGUAUUUGGUUAAACAAGCACAUUUUAAAGGAAAAUGCAAGAAUAGAGCCAUAACAUUCCAAAUUGAUGGCACAUUUAUUGCACCCUCCGAUUAUAAUGUGAUUGGAAAUUCCAAAAAUUGGCUUUUAUUUCAAGGUGUUGAUGGAGUUUCCAUUCAUGGUGGAAUUCUUGAUGGCCAAGGGAAUGAUUUGUGGGCUUGCAAGGCCUCAGGCAAGAACUGCCCGAGCGGCGCUACGACUCUGGGAUUUUCCAACUCAAACAAUAUAGCAAUAACAGGACUAACUUCAUUGAACAGUCAAAUGUUUCACAUUGUCUUCAAUGGGUGCAAAAAUGUGAAGUUGCAGGCUGUCAAAGGUCUUGCCUCUGGCAAAAGCCCGAAUACUGAUGGUAUUCACAUUCAGUUAUCAUCUGACAUCUCGAUUUUAAACUCGAAAAUCAGUACCGGAGAUGAUUGCAUCUCCAUUGGUCCCGGAACUACUAACUUGUGGAUCCAAAACAUGGCUUGUGGCCCUGGCCAUGGAAUCAGCAUUGGGAGUUUAGGCAAGGAUUUUCAAGAAGCAGGGGUGCAAAAUGUGACAGUAAAAUCAGUUACAUUUAAGAACACACAAAAUGGUGUGAGGAUCAAAACAUGGGGCAGACCAAGUACUGGCUUUGUAAAAAAUGUUAUUUUCCAACAUGCUACAAUGAUUAACGUUCAAAAUCCAAUUGUUAUUGAUCAGAAUUACUGUCCAUAUAACAAAAAUUGUCCUGGCCAGGUGUCAGGUGUGACAAUUAGUGAUGUUACAUAUCAAGAUAUACAUGGAAGUUCAGCAACACGAGUCGCGAUGAAAUUUGAUUGCAGUAAAAGAAAUCCAUGCCGAGGAAUAAAAUUGGAAGAUGUAGAUCUCACUUAUCAGAAUCAACCAGCUGCUCAAGCUUCUUGUGCUAAUGCUGCCGGAACAACUUCUGGUGUAAUUCAACCAACAAGUUGUUUAUAA